UUAUAAUGAAAAAGCUGCACCAACCUCAAUAACACACCCACUCAACGCCGCGCACGCUCACUUACACUUUUUUCCAAUCCAAAAUGUCAAUAACCCAAAACCUCACCAUUUCAAUCUCUUCUUCUUCAUCUUCUUUCUUAUCUCCUUCCAGUUUCAAUUCCAGGAGUCAGGUUUCAUUGCCUGUGAAGAGUGUCAGCAUUUGUAAAUGCGUUGCUACACCCCAAGAAGCUGAAACUGCCUACAAGACAAGGGUCUCUCGCAAUGAAAAUUUGGGUAAACUUCAAGCUGGCUAUCUCUUUCCCGAGAUUGCUAGAAGAAGGUCUGCACACUUGCUGAAGUACCCUGAUGCAAAAAUAAUAAGCCUUGGGAUUGGUGAUACUACUGAACCCAUUCCUGAAGUCAUAACUUCUGCAUUAGCAAAGAAAUCACAUGCAUUGUCAACCUUAGAAGGAUAUAGUGGUUAUGGAGCUGAACAGGGUGAAAAGCCAUUAAGAAGUGCAAUUGCAUCAACAUUUUACCCCGAUCUUGGCAUAGAAGAUGAUGAUAUAUUUGUCUCAGAUGGAGCAAAGUGUGAUAUAUCUCGUCUCCAGAUUGUCUUCGGUUCGAAUGUGAAAAUGGCUGUGCAGGAUCCAUCCUACCCGGCCUAUGUCGACUCGAGUGUAAUUAUGGGCCAGACUGGUCUCUACCAAAAGGAUGUUCAAAAGUUUGCGAACAUUGAAUACAUGAGGUGUAAUCCAGAAAAUGGUUUCUUUCCUGAUUUGUCCUCGCUUUCUCGGCCAGAUAUUAUUUUCUUCUGUUCUCCAAACAAUCCUACUGGUGCUGCAGCAACAAGGGAGCAACUGGUCCAACUAGUUCAGUUUGCUAAGGACAAUGGAUCUAUAAUAGUAUAUGAUUCAGCAUAUGCUAUGUAUAUUUCUGGCGACAACCCACGCUCCAUCUUUGAAAUUCCCGGAGCCAAAGAGGUUGCCAUUGAAACUUCAUCAUUUAGCAAGUAUGCUGGGUUCACUGGAGUUCGACUGGGUUGGACUGUGAUUCCAAAGCAGUUACUGUUUUCUGAUGGAUUUCCCGUGGCCAAGGACUUCAACCGUAUUGUAUGUACUUGUUUCAAUGGUGCAUCAAAUAUUUCCCAGGCUGGUGGUCUCGCCUGCCUUUCACCAGAAGGCCUUAAGGCUAUGCGCGGGGUUAUUGGAUUCUACAAAGAAAAUACUAACAUAAUAGUGGAUACAUUUGAUUCUCUCGGGUUUAAAGUGUAUGGGGGGAAAAGUGCACCAUACGUGUGGGUCCACUUCCCAGGCCAAAAUUCAUGGGAUGUAUUCAGUGAGAUUCUUGAGAAGACACAUGUGGUUACAACACCUGGGAGUGGUUUUGGACCUGGUGGUGAAGGUUUUGUCAGGGUCAGUGCCUUUGGUCACAGGGAAAAUGUCUUGGAGGCCUGCAGAAGAUUCAAGCAGCUAUACAAGUGAUGAAUUAGAAUAUCUCAAUUGGUUUCAAGCUGUAUUAUUGUGGACUGAUGCUGAAUGAGCUUUGUACGACCGGUGGUGGUGCUGUGUUUUGAAUAAUUUUCCUUAGAAUUAAAUUUUAGACUAUGUUGUAGAGACUGAUUAGCGGCGUUCAUUUACUAUCGUACCAUUUUCAUUUUUAUCCUUGUAUCGUGCACCUGGAAUCUGAUGCAACACAUCUUCGAUGAUGUUUAAUGCCUUGUAUGCUUCUAUGGAAAAUGUAGCAAUUCAUGGUGGGUAAAUGAUGUUCCCUUAAAAGGCUUGCAAGUCUUCCUCAA
Medicago truncatula (barrel medic) is the source of this 1777-nucleotide messenger RNA. RefSeq names its product LL-diaminopimelate aminotransferase, chloroplastic. The transcript has 10 exons. The coding region runs from base 84 to 1463 and encodes 459 amino acids. Gene Ontology annotation, molecular function: transaminase activity; pyridoxal phosphate binding. The record is from RefSeq and is a predicted model, not a curated record. Gene Ontology annotation, biological process: biosynthetic process. Lineage: Eukaryota; Viridiplantae; Streptophyta; Magnoliopsida; Fabales; Fabaceae.